GGUCACGUGAAAGGCGUCAGCACUGGGACUACAAUAUUAGCGGUGAAAUUCGCUGGAGGUGUCAUUAUUGGCUCAGACUCACGAGCCUCGAUGGGUGGGUCUUAUGUUUCAUCAAAGGUAAUAAACAAACUAGUUCAAGUUCAUGACAGAAUAUUUUGCUGCAUGUCAGGAUCACUUGCUGAUGCUCAAGCCAUCACGCGUGCAGCCAAAUUCCAGCUCGCCUUUCACAGUAUUCAGAUGGAUGAACCUCCUUUGGUAAUGGCCGCUGCCUCUAUUAUGCAGGAGCUGUGCUAUCAGCACAAAGAAGAGCUCUCGGCUGGUUUCAUAACUGCAGGGUGGGACAAGAAAAAAGGGGCACAGGUGUACUCUGUUUCUAUGGGGGGGAUGCUGGUGAGUCAGCCCUUCACUAUUGGCGGGUCAGGAAGCACAUAUAUAUAUGGUUACGCAGAUGCAAAGUACAAGCCAGGAAUGACCAGAGAGGAGUGUCAAAUUUUUGCUGCCAAUGCUCUGGCUUUGGCUAUGGGAAGAGACAAUGUAAGUGGGGGUGUUGCCCACUUGGCUGUCAUUUCUGAGAAAGGUGUCGAGCAUGUUGUAAUCCCAGGAGACAAGUUGCCGAAAUUUAAUGAUAAAUAAACUGCUGUUUUCCUUAUAUGGGGUCUUUGAUGUUUGACAAUUUUAAUGAUGAACAUGCAAUAAAGAUUCCAAAUCAUUUUUGUGGUUUA
Molecule: messenger RNA, 722 nt
Organism: Pimephales promelas (fathead minnow)
Lineage: Eukaryota; Metazoa; Chordata; Actinopteri; Cypriniformes; Leuciscidae
Gene: psmb12
Product: proteasome 20S subunit beta 12
Cellular component (GO): cytoplasm; proteasome core complex
Molecular function (GO): threonine-type endopeptidase activity
Source: RefSeq, a predicted model, not a curated record